This is a messenger RNA of Rotaria sordida, 2895 nucleotides long. NCBI's taxonomy places the organism in Eukaryota, Metazoa, Rotifera, Eurotatoria, Philodinida, Philodinidae. The record is from the annotation of a GenBank genome assembly.
AUGAGCAAUACGCAUCACGAUUCUCAUAAAAAAAGUACGAGUGUUCUAGAAAAACUUGGACAAAAAAUAUCAAAUAUUAAAGAAGAUAUUGCUGAUAAUAUAGAACGUCGUAAGCAUUCUCAUAAUAAUACUAAUCAAACACAUGUUACAACACGAGCAAAUAUGACGGAUGAAUCAGUGGUUAUUGACAAGAAACCUUCAAUAGCAUCCGAAAACCAAUCAGGAAGAAAAUAUGAAAUGGAAAACGACGACGAUAACAGUAAAUGUGAUGACAAUCCAAAUACAGAACAUAUGUAUUCAAUAUCAAAAUUGGCAAUGAAUUUUGGGAAAAGGCCAACAAAUGAUACAUUAAUCGCUGCAACAGCUGGUAUGGUUCAUAAUGAUUCAUUUCGUUUGUCUCAAGAUAUAUUUUCAACGGUUAAUUCUGAACAAGCUAAGGAUAUGAUAAUGAGUGAUAUACGUUAUGGACAUUAUCGUAGUCAAAGUCGACCACCAAGUGAAAGUGGUCUAGAAGACUAUGUUGUAAAUAAAACAGAUUCUGUUGAUAUGACAACACAACCUACACCUGUACUUAUUGAUCAAAAUGCACAAAAAUCAACAAUGCUAUUAGCUGGACCAAAAUUUCGUUAUCAUACUGUUGAUCCUGAAAUACAAUUAAUGCGAGAUAUAAUUUAUCCGGUUUCGGGUGUUGUUGGAUUUUUGGCAUUAAUCAUAACAUUAUGGAAACCAAUCUCAUCAUUUUUUAGUGGAUUUUUAGUUGGUUUUAUGAUAAUUGCAGCUAUUGCUUAUAUUAUAACACAAAUAUAUACGUCUGCUAAAGCUGAUGAAAGUGUUGUUCAUGAAUGGAUUAAUUUUCCUGAAUUAGAAAAAUAUCAUGAAGACAAAAUACCUAUAGAAGAUAAACAUACAACUUUACAUACAUGUGGAGAAAUUAUAUUUGGUCGAUAUGAUGCUGAUCGUGAUGAUGAUUAUAUUCGUUAUCCAGUUGUUAUUUGUCUUGAUAAUUAUCAUUUUACUAUUCAAUUACCAACAAGAGCUAAAGAAGAAGAAAAUAAAGAUAAAGAAAUUAGAUUUGUUGGACAUCGAAAAUAUUUUAUCAAAGAAGCCAAUUUAAUGCUUGUUCCUGAAGCAACAAUGACUCGUAUAAAAUACUGGGUUAAUGAAUAUCCAAUUAUAAUACAAGAUUUAAAAUUAUUAGACAAACAAAUCUAUAGUCAAGAUUAUUUCGAAAAAUCAAAAUUUGAUACCGAUGAUUUUUUUAAUAAUUCUCAAACAAUAAUAAGUCUCUUUCUUGAUACAGGACCUGAAAAAGAAAAUUGGUUUCAUAAAUUAUCACUUGUAGUACGCAAAGGUAAACAAGAAAUUGAACGAGCUAAUCUUGCAUUAAUAGGUGCACCAUCAGCACCUUCAGUUAAUUCAACUGUAACUUCUCCAACACUAAAUAUGUUUGCACAAAGUAUUCCUGAUACACAAAUUCCUGUAUUAGGUACACGUGCAGCUGAAAUGCAAGAAAAUACAGUUAAUCUUGAAGAACGUUUUCAAAUGAAAUCAUCUGAAACAAUUGGUCCACCGUACCCUGAUACAACACCAACAGAAAAAGGUGAUACAGAAGCACUUCGUAGUCAAAUAAAUGAAGCUGAUAUUCGUAGUGACAUGGUACAAGCACGUAUUACUGCACAAGAAUUACGAAAUGAAACACUGGAAAAAGAAAAAGAUAAAGAAAAGGAUAAAGAAAAAGACAAAGAUAAAGAUAAAAAAACGAAUGAUAAAGAUUUAGAUAAGGAUUCAACAAGUUCACAUCAUACAGCAUCAUUAAAAAAGAAAGUUCGUAAACAAGAAGGAAAUCUUGAACGUUUACUUGAUUCACCUGGUUGUCUUGAUGAAGCAGCAAUAACAUUAAAUUUUAUUGCACGUCGACUUUUUUGUGAUAUUUUUGAAGAACCAUUAUUUAAAGAUUUAAUGAAAGAAAAAAUUGAACUUAAAUUAAAAGAAAUAGCUGUAACUGUAUUUGAAGAUCUUCAUGUUGAAACAAUUGAUUUAGGAAAAACAUUUCCUGUUAUACUUAAAGUUGAACCAAUGCAAUGGAAUGCCAAAGGAAUUUGGAUUAAUUUAUUUCUUUUUUAUCGAGGCAGUUUUAAGAUUACAAUAAAAACUCGUCUAUGCCUUCAACCAUUACUCAAUUAUAAUCCUGAUUAUGAUCAGCCAAUGUAUGCACAACAUCAUUCAGCUCAAAAUGUUCAUGGAGAAGAAAAAAAACUUGAUGAUGAUGAUCUUCUUCAAAGACAAAAAUUAUUAGCUAAAGAACCAGAAAUACCUGAAAAUGCUGCAUCACGUAAAUUAGGUACUUUAUUAACAAAAGUUGCUGCAAACAAACAUUUUCAACGAUUUGCGGCUUUAAAACCAGUUGCUGGUGUUAUUGAAAAAUUAUCUAAUGCUGAAAUUGGUGCAAAUGUUGAAUUAACUAGUUUUAGUGGUAUUAUGACUAUUAACAUUCCACCACCACCAAGUGAUCGUUUAUGGAUUGGUUUUCCAGAAAUGCCUGAUCUUAGUCUUAAAGUAACACCUGUAGUUGGUGAAAGUAUAUAUUCAUAUUCAUUAAUUCAUGAUUUUCUCGAAGCACGUAUUCGUGACGAACUUAAACGUAUGGUUGUACUUCCAUCUAUGGAUGAUCAAUUAUUAUCAUUCUUUCGUGAUUGGGUUAUUGAUGUUAUUGGUGAAAUAGCAUCAAAACCAGGAAAUCCAUUAAUUAAUAGUUAUAAAAGUGAAACAUCAUUUCGAGAUAAACUUCGAGAAUAUAAAGAUAUUAAAGAAUUGAAUCGUGCUGGUUCAUCAUUAUCUGAACAAACAAAAUCAGAUCCAAAAUUAUCAGUACAAAUGGAUACAAUAGAAAUGUAA